UGGGUGGAAUUAUAUGGUACCUGCGAACUAUCUUAUUUCAAUAAUAAGUCUUUUUCAUAGACUUAAGCGAUACAAAAAUGGAUUAUUUACAUCAAAAUAUCCUUAAAUGCGUGCGAGAAAGUAUAGUUGCUGAUAUGGAUGUAUUUAAUGGCAUAAUACAGCCAUUGAAAUCAGAGUACAUAUUAACAGAUCAAGAUGUAACAAAAAUCAAAGCUGGUGAUUCUAAACAAGAAAAAGCUGAAAUUCUAUUGGAUAUACUUCCAAAUCGGGGACCAGAUGCUUUUGACAAAUUUCGUCAAGCUUUAAGACAUCAUUAUGAAUGGCUAAGUGAAGAAAUGGAUAAACUAGAAGAAAGUGGAAAAAAAAUCAAUGAUAUAAAACAUGUUGGUACACCAAUUCUUCCUCCAGUGUCACCAUUAACUGUGAUUAGAGAGCAAAAGAUGCAACAGUUAAAAGAUUGUCUGGGAAAGUUACAGCCAGAUGAAUAUAUUGUACUUCAUGGAAUGAAAGGAUUUGGCAAAUCUUGUUUAACAGCUAGUACUUUAAAGGACACAGAAUUUGUAACAAAGUCAUUUCAUAAUAAAGUAUAUUGGAUCAAGUUUGGAUACACACGUUUAGUUGAUGAAGAAAUAUUAAUUCAAUUGAACAGACUGUAUCAUCUAGUUAAAAAUUUGGAAAUGUUACCUGAAACAUUAAAAUCGGGACCUUUAAAAGAUUAUUUAAUACAUUCUUUAAAAUAUCAUUUUAGUAGAAAAGAAAAUUCCCAUGCCUUGUUAAUUCUGGAUGAUGUUGGUGAUAACAAAAUAAUCGAAGCAUUUGAUUUUGAAUGUAAAACAUUAGUAAUAACUGCUAAUCUUGCCAUUGUAUCGGAUAAAAGGCCUUUUGUAAUGCAGAUGAAUGAUGGCUUUACGGAAGCAGAAACAUUAGGUCUUUUUGCUAAAGUGUUAGUAACAGAUGUGGAUAAACUACCGUCAGAAGCAAAACAAAUCCAUGAUGAGUGCAAAGGAAUGCCUUUAUUAAUAGCUAUGUUUGCUGCUCAAUUUGAAGAAUUUAAAGAUGAUAUGAAAUUACAAUCAGGUAGAUGGAGGUACUAUUUAAAAGCAUUAAGAAAUAAAGAUGCAAAUAAUCAUGUAAUUAGAAAAUUUCUAGAAAAGCAAGAAGCAAUUUUUAAUAUGUGCAUUGAAAAAUUACCUGCUGAAAUGAAAAAACGUUAUGAAGAAUUAGUCGUUUUUAGUGAAGAUGUUAAUAUAACACCGCAGACGUUAGAAAUUCUUUGGGGAGGGGGUCUAUUUCAAGUUGAAGAAAUGAUGCUGGAGUUAUGUCAUAAAUCAUUAGCUGCUAAACAAUGGAACAAUGAGCUGCAUAGCUACAUAUAUGGUGUACAUGAUUUAUUACUUUGCCAUUUGCGAAAAAAAUUUUCUGAAGACCAAUUAGUACAAAUGCACAGAUCUUUAAUUGAAAAAUAUCGAAAAUAUUGCGGUGGUGAUUUUUCAAAGUUACCAGCGGAUAAUUAUAGUUAUUCAUAUAUUGGAUAUCAUUUAGAAAAAGCAAAAUUAUACGACGAAUUUCCUAACAUGUAUUUCAACUUUGAUUUUAUUGAAUCAACAAUACGUCACAGUGGUUUAAGUAACUUGUUGAUCGAUUUGGAGAACUACAGAAAAUAUAUUACUAAAGAUUCCGAUCCAGUGCUUCUAACGCAUCUUGUUGAUCUCGAAAAGUUCUUAGAAGAACAAGCAAGCGUCAUAGCGAAACAUAGACACAAAAAGUGCCUAGAUAUAGUACAAAUUGCCAUGAAUCAUCCUUAUGAAGGAUUUGUUAAAGAUACCGCCAUUAAGCUUGCAAAAAAAAGAUCUAAAAAUUUAUACGUGCUUCAUGACAAAACAAUGGGACAAAUGGAUACACCAUGGAGCGAAGAAAUGUCAACGGAAAUUUGUACGUCGUGUUUUGCGAGUGAUCCAGAACUAAUCUUACUAGGAAACGGAGCGGGUGAAAUAUUUUUGUGGGAUAGUAUUUAUAAGAGACAAAAGAUCUUUAGUGGACAUGAUAAAAGUAGUAGUAUAAAGAAGAUUAUUAUAUCGACGGAUGGUGACUGUUUUUUGUCAUUAGAUGAUCAGGGUAUAGUUAAACUUUUUAGACUCUCUGAUGAUGAAAAUUAUGAUCACAAUCAUAUUGUUUUAUUAAGCCCUAGACAAAAACAAUCUUUUUGGAGUGGAAUUUUUGCUAGCAAGUUUCCUCGUGAUGAUAGUUCAAUAGAAUUCUUCGUUGAUGGUGAAAUUAUAUUGGACAUGACAUUUGCCCAAGAUAAUAAUUGUAUUGCAGCUUGUACAAACAGAGGGACAAUAAGGGUGUGGGAUCGUUAUGGGCAAAUGGUGUCAAGUCACAGCCAUAAUCCUCAAAGUUAUUUGAAAAACAUAGCAUUUUCAAUGGAAAGCAACUUGCUGCAUAUAAUGGAUGAGACGCAUGGUGUUCUAAUAUCGUAUUGUAAAACUGGCAUAGAAUAUAAAUAUUUGUCUCAGUACAAUCCAAAUUUGCAUAAAAAGAAAAUUAUAUUCUUCCGUAAUGUGCCAGAACAAAAGGAUUCAUUAUUUAUUGUUACUGAAGAUAAAGCUGUAUAUAUAAAAUGGUUCAGAUCAAGUACCGAUCAUAUGCACAGUUAUGAUAAACAGAUAAGAGCGAGCGUUGAAAACAAAAACACAGUUUACAUUUGCGGUGCUGUAACUUACGAUGGCCAAUACUUGGUUUUGGCUGAUUCUAGUGGUUUUAUAAAUAUAUGGAGAGCUGAUGUUGGAGAUCAACCAAUAGCCACAUAUAAAAGUCGUGUAUCUUCUUUGGAUACAUAUUGGUUAAAAGAAGAAGGAUACCACAUUAUCUGUGGUAGUGAAAAGCAGUUACUUCACAAAUGGAAACUUCCAGUAGAAGGAAUUUGUAAAUCAAUGCGGAAACCUUUAUUUGAUGCAGCUGUACAACCAUUUGGUAAACCAGAUAUUGUUGUCACUGAAACUUUCUCGAAUACUAUUGUCACAUUAGUUGGUGAUAAUAUAAUGGCAGAAUCUAAGCCAAUUGAUGGAAAAAUAAAUGACUUAAUUCUCUUACCUGAUACAAGGAAAAUAACUUUUAUUACGGAUAAAGGCAUUGUCUCUUUAUUUGAUAUAGACAAGAAAGAAACCAUAAAUGUCUUACAAAGUAAAGAAUUAAUAAAAAUUAUAAAUAUCCAAAACAAUAAUAUGAUAGUAUGCAGAGAUACAAAUGACAGUUUAAAGGUAUGGCAAAAUGUGGAAGUGGCGUAUUUAGUUGAAAAUACAGGAUUUAUUAUUUCAAUUCAUGAAAUAAAUGAAAAAUGUAUUGUGACAGUGACACGAAACGGUAUAAUAACAGUCUGGAAUAUCAAUGGUACAAAUUGGUCACGAAUAGACAAAGUAACCAUUGGAGGUCCUGACAUUAUCACCAAUUUCAGUUGUACGAGUUAUUGGAAAAAUAUCCUAGUUGUGUUGAAUGAAAAUGGAGAUGCAGUUAUAUAUAACCUGCAGGAAGAUACAAUAAUACUACCAGUGUGUAUGAAAAUAACUGAAUAUUUUAGAAAAAAUUAUACCGAGAAAUUAACAUGUUGUGAAAUUUCACAAAAUCAACAGUAUUUGGCUAUUGGUUUUGAAAAUGGAGAUAUUUCUAUUAUUGAUACAUCGUUGCAAAAAGAAAUACAUAAACUGUGUUUUCAUACAACUUCAGUCUAUCAAUUGUGUUGGGCACCUUCUCCAAUUGAUGCGCCGAUAUUGCUCUCUGUAAAUUCCGAUGAAUUGGCUUGGUGGAAUAUUUCUCUAGCUACGCAAGCAACUAAGCAGAAGAAAAGGCUACGAUUCAAAAUGAAUCGAAGUGCCAGUUCUCCACUAGUUAGCGAAAAUGCAACUAAUAAUUUGCAUAUGUCUACUAGUCAAAGUGCAGACUCAAAUAUAUAUAGCGCGCAACGCCAAAUCGAAGGUAAUAGUACCACGAACGGUGUAUAUAAUGUAAGUAACUUUUGGAAGUUUAAGGAAGGUAAAGAUCCAAACCAGCCAGCACUAUUAGGUGUGGCCGAACUGCCUUCGAAUUUCCUUGCAAAGGUGUGUAUAUCUACUGAUUUCACAAAGUUUGUUACAGUUGACAUAUAUGGAUCAAUUAGUACCUUUACAGUGUGUGGAUACGAUUAA
This is a messenger RNA of Dufourea novaeangliae, 4181 nucleotides long. It is a transcript of the gene Dark, whose product is annotated as apoptotic protease-activating factor 1. Gene Ontology annotation, biological process: regulation of apoptotic process. The transcript has 11 exons. The coding region runs from base 78 to 4181 and encodes 1367 amino acids. NCBI's taxonomy places the organism in Eukaryota, Metazoa, Arthropoda, Insecta, Hymenoptera, Halictidae. Gene Ontology annotation, molecular function: ADP binding; protein binding. The record is from RefSeq and is a predicted model, not a curated record.